Lacerta agilis (Sand lizard) is the source of this 875-nucleotide messenger RNA. It is a transcript of the gene HMGA1, whose product is annotated as high mobility group AT-hook 1. The coding region runs from base 422 to 721 and encodes 99 amino acids. The record is from RefSeq and is a predicted model, not a curated record. Gene Ontology annotation, biological process: regulation of DNA-templated transcription. Gene Ontology annotation, molecular function: DNA binding; transcription coregulator activity. The transcript has 5 exons. NCBI's taxonomy places the organism in Eukaryota, Metazoa, Chordata, Lepidosauria, Squamata, Lacertidae. Gene Ontology annotation, cellular component: chromatin; nucleus.
UCUCUCUCCUCUCUCUCUCCUCUUCCAUUGGAAGGGCUAAGCUCCCCUUAGCCAGCCUGCCCUUAUUUAAUUUGGAGUGUGAUUUUGCUAUUUUUAGCUUCUGGAUUCUCUCCAGUGAGACUUAGAGGGGUAUUUUUUUCCUUCCCUUCCUUUUUUCAUUUUUUUUUUUGAAAUUCUGCAAAUGAUUUUGACCCAGCUUCCUUCCUCCUAGAACAUUUUUUUAAAUUUAUAUAAAUAAGAGGGGGCCUGUCUGCUCUCGCGCUCUCUCUCUCUUUAUCUCCCCCCACCCCCGUGCGAGUCUCUCUGCCUUCUGCUUCAGAUCUGCAUUUGCAACCAUCAGCAGCCAGAAGGGGGGUUUAUUUUAAUUUCAUCACAACACACAAGGAAAAAACACACACAGAUUCGCGAAUAAGAGCAAUUAAUGAAGAUGAGUGAAUCCAGUGCAAAAUCGAGCCAGCCCCUGGCUGCCAAACAAGACAAGGAUGUAACUGAGAAGAGAGGACGAGGGCGGCCUAGGAAGAAGCCUCAGCAAGAACCCACUGAGGCACCAACACCCAAGAGACCACGCGGUAGACCAAAGGGGAGCAAAAAUAAGGCCACUUCAAAGGGAAGGAAAGCUGCUGUGACACCUGGGAGGAAACCUCGAGGCCGACCCAAAAAAUCAGAGAAGGAUGAAGAAGAGGUCAACAUCUCCCAGGAGUCGUCGGAAGAGGAGCAGUGAAAAUAGUCAACUGGUUCUACCUCGCAAUUCAGUUUUCCUGUCUCUUGUCAAGUUCUGGGACUGAGGAAGGAACAAAGAAUCCUCACCCCUUUCCUGACCCACCUUUCCCAAUGUUCUCACAGUCAAAACGGCAACACUGGAGUACAGUGUAAAA